AUUUCUAAGACUCCAGGGCCUUCAAGCUGUGACCAGUUGGAUGAUUCCUGAAAUGACUGGGAAACCAGGCGCUUUGGUGCCCAUCGAAGAGCGCAUGUCUGUGCAUAUCUAAGCCCUUCUUCGUAUACAUACACGUGUACACAGGAAGACAGGCUCACUCGGGUGCACACUUCUCUGAUGAAAAUUAAUGCCAGACUCAGAUGGAGCAACUUGACACUGUGGGGAUCAGCCGCCUGGGGGUAGGAAUCCGUUACUAGUGGUCAGUUUUUCACGCACUCUGCAACUGGUUGAAGAACGUUUGCAGAAAGAAGAAAAGGAAACUUGCUCAGCUCAGGCCUCAGAAGCACCUCCCUGGGGCAAGGAAAGUGCCUGGUCAGAAGGUGGCUGGCAGCAAAGGGGAGGGCAUGUAGUGAGUUUUGCACCUUAUUUCCCAGUGGAUUUGGUGAUUUGGGCAGAGUUCAGAACUCUGGGCUGUGGGGUCGUGACUCUGGCUGUGGGACUGUAACUUCAGGAAGGCAAGGUCAGGUAUGAUGGGACAUGUUUGAACAGUGGACUGGUUCCUUUUCCUUUUUCAGUUAACUAUAUCCUCGAAAUUUUAAUUUAUUAUUUCCCUUUUCCUUUUCUGUGUCUAUAGGAUAACAUUUCAAGGUAGCCGUUGAAAUCAGUAUUCACAAAAUAAAUAUCAAGGAGCAUCCAAGCAAAGCUGCUUUUUCUUGGGCUGUACAUGUGGCAUUGGGAAGCAGUCUCCGAAUGUGAACAGGACAGCACCCGUCAGCAAAACGUGCUGACUCUUUAGGGAACAGUGUGGAACAACCCGACUCUUGCCUAUAUUUUCAUUUUAAGGGAGUUUCUUCCCUGUUAAGUGCAAGAAGACUUGCAUAUAGGAGGAAGGUUAUUUGAUGGACUUAAUUCUGAGAAUUAGUCUUUUCCUUCAAGGUGGAAAAAUAUGUGAUCUGUAGGAGCAGAAAGGGGAGAAGCAACUAGGGAGGGAGGAAAGAGCCGAGACACAAGAGACCAAAUCCUGUAGUGAGGCUCAGUUUUGUCCACAAGAGGAUUCAGGAUUCACUCAAGGCAAAUACUUGCACCACUUAAAGAGCUUCUGGCCCUGCGAGGGAAGGGGUUUUCUCUCUCCACCUCCAUGGCAGCAAGGAGUGCACUGGUCUGUCGGGGGAAUGUCAGAUGGAGCCCAGCUCCCCACCAGGACGCAGCCGCCUGCCCGCUGGGAAGUCAGGCGGGGCCCUGAGGUGGGAAGUUUCUGGUUCUGAACAGUGGCGAGAGUCUUUCUCUUCUUUGAACUUGGACCCCUGUCUGCACAAACUCUGGUCUGUUUUUGCACGGUUUGUGUGCCUUUUUUCCCCUUUAUGCAAUCUUUUUCAGCUUCAGCAGCAGAAAUUUGUCUAGCUGAGAAAACAUACCAGACGGUGGCUUCAGAAGGAAGAUGAUCCCAUGUGCUCUGUCUCUGCGUCUGAACUUUUAAAGAGAAAAUUCCAGCUCGAGGGAUUCUUUAAAGCCUUAAGUUACUUGAAAUCUAUGUAUCUGCAACCCUUUGUCUCUGGAAUCAUAUUACACUAAACUGGAAUCUCAGGCCGAAUGAGAAUAACCAAGUUGAGUAAAGAGAAGAAAACUCAGUUUCUUUAUUGGCACAUGUUAUGAUGCUCUUCUUCCUCUAAGGACUUGAAAAUAAAAAUGGACGCAUGUUGUUUUUAAGCAUUACCUUUUCUUAGCAGACUGCCAUCAUCUUUUCUAGAGGAAAUUUUUUCACUAUGCAUUUGGUGGAUCUUUAUAAAACACUGGCCUUCUGAUUAGAUCCAGGUCAGUCUUCGUUAAAAGGGGUCGGGGAAAACAGUGUAAGCCAACCACAAACCAUCCAGUCAGUCAGUCAUUGAGAAGAAUUGGUUUAAGCGUCCUGGCAUUCAGCGUUACGAUUUAAAUAAAAGAAUUUCCUGGACAAAAGCAUGUACGCAGCAGUGGAGCAUGGGCCUGUCCUCUGCAGCGACUCCAACAUCCUCUGCCUGUCGUGGAAGGGACGCGUUCCCAAGAGCGAGAAGGAGAAGCCGGUGUGCCGGCGGCGCUACUAUGAGGAGGGCUGGCUGGCCACGGGCAACGGCCGCGGCGUCGUCGGCGUGACCUUCACCUCGAGCCAUUGCCGCCGCGACAGAAACACUCCCCAGAGAAUCAACUUCAACCUGCGGGGCCACAACAGCGAGGUGGUGCUGGUGAGGUGGAAUGAGCCGUACCAGAAGCUGGCCACGUGUGACGCAGAUGGCGGGAUAUUUGUGUGGAUUCAGUACGAAGGGAGGUGGUCCGUGGAACUGGUCAACGACCGGGGGGCUCAGGUGAGUGAUUUCACAUGGAGCCACGAUGGGACUCAAGCACUUAUUUCGUAUCGAGAUGGGUUUGUCCUGGUUGGUUCUGUCAGCGGACAAAGACACUGGUCAUCUGAGAUCAACUUGGAGAGUCAGAUCACAUGUGGCAUAUGGACUCCUGAUGACCAGCAGGUGCUGUUUGGCACGGCCGACGGGCAGGUGAUCGUCAUGGACUGCCACGGCAGGAUGCUGGCCCACGUGCUCCUGCACGAGUCCGACGGCAUCCUCAGCAUGUCCUGGAACUGCCCCGCCUUCCUGGUGGAGGACAGCAGCGAGAGCGACACAGACUCAGACGACUACUCCCCGCCCCAAGAUGGUCCAGCCACCUGUCCCAUCCCGGUGCAGAACAUCAAGCCGCUACUCACCGUCAGCUUCACCUCGGGGGACAUCAGCUUAAUGAACAACUAUGAUGACUUGUCUCCUACUGUCAUCCGCUCAGGGCUGAAAGAGGUGGUGGCCCAGUGGUGCACGCAGGGGGACCUCCUGGCUGUCUCUGGAAUGGAACGGCAGACCCAGCUCGGUGAGCUCCCCAACGGCCCUCUUCUGAAGAGUGCCAUGGUCAAGUUCUACAAUGUCCGUGGGGAGCACAUCUUCACUCUGGACACGCUCGUGCAACGCCCCAUCGUGUCCAUCUGCUGGGGCCAUCGGGACUCCCGGCUGCUGAUGGCUUCGGGACCGGCCCUGUACGUGGUGCGUGUGGAGCACCGCGUGUCCAGCCUGCAGCUGCUGUGCCAGCAGGCCAUCGCCAGCACCCUGCGAGAAGACAAGGACAUCAGCAAGCUGACCCUGCCCCCCCGCCUCUGCUCCUACCUCUCCACCGCCUUCAUCCCCACCAUCAAGCCCCCGAUUCCAGACCCCAACAACAUGCGAGACUUCGUGAGCUACCCCUCGGCUGGCAACGAGCGGCUGCACUGCACCAUGAAGCGCACGGAGGACGACCCGGAGGUGGGCGGCCCCUGCUACACCCUCUACCUGGAGUACCUGGGCGGGCUCGUGCCCAUCCUCAAGGGGCGGCGCAUCAGCAAGCUGCGGCCCGAGUUCGUCAUCAUGGACCCCCGGACCGAUAGCAAACCAGAUGAAAUCUAUGGAAACAGCUUGAUUUCCGCCAUGCUCGACAGCUGUAACUGCUCAGACUCCAGUGACAUCGAAUUGAGUGACGACUGGGCUGCCAAGAAAUCCCCCAAAAUCUCCCGAGCUAGCAAAUCACCCAAACUCCCAAGGAUCAACAUUGAGGCCCGGAAGUCUCCCAAGCUGUCCCGGGCUGCUCAGGAGAUGUCCAGGUCUCCCCGGUUGCCGAUGCGCAAGCCAUCCAUUGGCUCACCCAGCCUGACGCGGAGAGAGUUUCCCUUUGAAGACAUCACUCAGCACAACUAUCUUGCUCAGGUCACGUCUAAUAUCUGGGGAACCAAGUUUAAGAUUGUGGGCCUGGCUGCUUUCCUGCCAACCAGCCUCGGUGCAGUAAUCUAUAAAACCAGCCUCCUGCAUCUCCAGCCGAGGCAGAUGACCAUCUAUCUCCCAGAGGUUCGGAAGAUUUCCGUGGACUAUGUGAAUUUACCUGUCUUCAACGCAAAUGUUUUCAGUGAAGAUGAAGAUGACUUACCAGUGACAGGAGCAUCUGGUGUGCCUGAGAGCAACCCGCCAUGUACCGUGAACAUCCCCAUCGCCCCCAUCCACAGCUCGGCACAAGCUAUGUCCCCCACACAGAGCAUAGGAUUGGUGCAGUCCCUGCUGGCCAAUCAGAAUGUGCAGCUGGACGUCCUGACCAAUCAGACCACGGCAGUGGGGGCAUCUGAGCACGGAAGUGACAGUGCCACCCAAUACCCAGUCUCCAACCGCUACUCUAACCCUGGACAGGUGAUCUUCGGAGGUGUGGAGAUGGGCCGCAUCAUCCCGAACCCCACUCAGCUGUCGCUGCCGCCGCCAGUGCAGGGAGCGAUGCAGCUGUCGGUGAUGGACCACGGAGACCGAGACCAUGACCACCUGCAGAAGUCCGCCAAGGCCCUGCGGCCCGUGCCCCAGCUGGCCGCCGAGGGGGACGCGGUGGUGUUCAGUGCCCCACAGGAGGUCCAGGUGGCCAAGAUGAACCCCCCACCCCCCUACCCGGGAACCAUCCCCGCCGCCCCCACCACAGCAGCGCCCCCGCCCCCGAUACCGCCCCCGCAGCCUCCAGUGGACACGUGCCUGAAGAAGGGCGACUUCUCCCUGUACCCCACGGCGGCGCAUUACCAGACGCCCCUGGGCUACGAGAGGAUCACCACCUUUGACAGCAGCGGCAACGUGGAGGAGGUGUGCCGGCCUCGGACGCGGAUGCUCUGCUCCCAGAACACCUACACCCUCCCUGGCCCGGGCAGCUCGGCCACUCUGAGGCUCACCGCCACCGAGAAAAAGGUCCCCCAGCCGUGCACCAGUGCCACCCUGAACCGCCUGACGGUCCCACGCUACUCCAUCCCGACGGGAGACCCACCCCCGUACCCCGAAAUCGCUGGCCCCCUAGUCCAGGGCCGGACCGCGACGCAGAGGCCCGACAUUGGGGGCACACAGCCGGGCUCGGUCCUGGCGCAUGCCGCCAGCACCUCGCCCUUGACUUCCCAGUCGUCCUACAGCCUCCUGAGCCCGCCUGACAGCGGCCGCGACCGUGCUGACUACGUCAACUCGGCCUUCACCGAGGACGAGGCGCUGGCCCAGCACUGUCAGGUCGAGAAGCCUCUGAGGCACCCCACGCUGACUGAAGCUGCUGUGGCCGUCAAACGGCCACCCCCUUACCAGUGGGACCCUGUGCUGGGGGAGGACAUUUGGGUUCCUCAGGAAAGGACAGCACAGACUGCAGUGCCCAAUCCCCUGAAACUGCCCCCUCUGAUAGUAGGUCAAAGCCAGCACCUGGAUGUAUCCCGAGUGCCCUUCGUCUCCCCGAAGGCCCCUGCCAGCCCUACUGCCACUUUCCAAACAGGCUAUGGGAUGGGAAUGCCGUAUCCAGGGAGCUAUAGCACACCCCCUUUGCAGGGAGUGCAGACCCCCUGCUCCCCUAAGGAUGCCCUGUCCCCGACCCAGUUUGCACCCCAGGAGCCCGCAGUGACGCUCCAGCCAGCCUACCCGCCCAGCCUCUCCUACUGCACCUUGCCCCCCAUGUAUCCGGGAGGCAGCACCUGCUCGAGUUUACAGCUGCCACCUAUCGCCUUGCACCCCUGGAAUUCCUACAGCCCCUGCCCGCCCGUGCAAAACCCCCAGGGCACUCUGCCCCCCAAGGCACACUUGGUGGUGGAGAAGCCCCUCGUGUCCCCACCACCCACCGACCUCCAAAGCCACUUGGGUACAGAGGUGAUGGUAGAGACCACAGACAACUUCCAAGAAGUCCUCUCCCUGACGGAAAGCCCGGUCCCCCAGCGGACAGAGAAAUUCGGGAAGAAGAACCGGAAGCGCCUGGACAGCCGAGCAGAGGAAGGAAAUGUCCAGGCCAUCACGGAAGGCAAAGUGAAGAAGGAGGCAAGGACUUUGAGUGACUUUAAUUCUCUGAUCUCCAGCCCUCGUCUGGGGAGAGAGAAGAAGAAAGUGAAGAGUCAGAAAGACCAACUGAAGUCGAAGAAGUUGAAUAAAACGAAUGAAUUCCAAGACAGCUCAGAGAGCGAGCCCGAGCUGUUCAUCAGCGGGGAUGAGCUGAUGAACCAGAGCCAGGGCAGCAAGAAGGGCUGGAAGAGCAAGAGAAGCCUGCGCACGGCCAGCGAGCUGGAGGAGUUCAAGUGCCGGAAGGCCAGCGAGAAGGAGGACGGCCGGCUGGGGAGCCAGGGCUUCGUGUACGUCAUGGCCAACAAGCAGCCUCUGUGGAACGAGGCCACGCAGGUGUACCAGCUGGACUUCGGGGGGCGUGUGACCCAGGAGUCGGCAAAGAACUUCCAGAUCGAGCUGGAGGGGCGGCAGGUGAUGCAGUUUGGAAGGAUUGACGGCAGCGCGUACAUUCUGGACUUCCAGUACCCCUUCUCCGCUGUGCAGGCCUUCGCGGUCGCCCUGGCCAACGUGACUCAGCGCCUGAAGUGACAAGGCCGGGCUGGGCUGGAGAGAGAGGCAGAGGAGCCUUUGCAGAGCGGCCUGACGGGCGAUGCCCGAGGAGUCACCCGGGGGCCAGGGGCCCAGAAGACAAGAGCAAAACUGGAAGAAUGUGUCAGGCCCAGGAGAGGGGACUGACCUCUGGUUGUUAUUGUUUGUUUGGGCUUUUAUAAUCCUUUGUUGUUUUUCUUCUUUUUAAACAAGAGAGUACAGAAGAGGGGUAUUUAGAAGCAAGGGUGCGAGGCACCUGGUGUUCUUUUUGGAAGCCUAGUUGCUGUGGUAAUGUCCUAAUGUGUCCACUUCUGUCAGCAGCUGGGCAAGGGGCUCUUCGGGAGGGAGGGAGGCAGCCUUCCGCCCGCUGCUCUUGUAGGCUAGGGAGUGUGCGUCUUCCUUCUCCACAGCCUCUAGGUUAUUCCUCCUCCUCAUUGUAACCACUAGUGUGAAAACAAAAGACUUCUAAAAGAACAACCAAAAAUCCUGAAGGUACAGGUUCUCUUAGGGGGGAAUUCGGUUCACACGUAUAAUAAUGUUACUUGAUGAAUGAAGGGUGUGUGGGCGUUCUGGCAGGUGCACUGGGUUUGACUCACAGCAGCGGGCUUAUCCAGUGGUGCUCUAAGUAAAAGUCGCUGGUGAUGACGUAGGAGGAAGGAGCUUCUGCGCCUGGACGCCUGGGUGGUUUAUUCAGUGGGACUGGAAGCAGCACAGGGCCGCGCUCCCCUCUGCCCGAUGUUUACAGCGAAGACUCCGCUAGUUUUCUAACGCGUCCGAAUUCCGUAGGUUCCGUAACGAUCGUGCAGUGUGCUUGCCUUCGGGAGUAGGUAAGAGACAAAAUGGAAAGAUCUGACGUAUGGUGGGGAAGUGACUUUGUCACCUAGUGCGCUGGAAGUCACUAGAUACCCACUUGCUGGAAAACAGCCUUCAUCCCCUCCCCCAUCUUAUUGUUCAAUCUGGAAAAGGUGGCAGAAGACCUUCUCUUUCCCAUAGAUGAGUGUUCCAUACUUUCUUGUCCUAAGAGUGCUAAUGAUUCUCAUUGGAAAGCUCUCCUUCCCCCUUCUCGGCCACAUUACAGUUCACUUGACCAGAAAUGUUUUCGAAUAGUUUAGAAAUGUAAGAAAAUGUUAAGCAUUUGCCAGGGUAUUAAAAGCUAGAGGUAUAGUCAUCUCUUAGAAAAAAGUAACUAGGAGGGAAAACUGUUUACUGAGGAGAUAAACCACUGGGAACACAUUAUUGAAAUUAUAAUCCUUGAGAGCAGGCUCGCUCGCUCGCUCGCUCUCUCGCUCACACACACACACACACACACACACACACUCCCCUGGAUUAUCUUCUCCUGCCGCUGCCUCCUCCUCAGGGGACACUUUGGGCAGUCUUAGCCCUGACACCAGAACCCGGGUCAUCAUUGUGUCACUGUACCCGUGGUGUGUAGGGCAGGAGGACAAGAGCUGCAUGUUGGCACCGGGCCCUCAAUUUGGGUUUUGUUUGGCACAAAUGAAGACACUAUGGAAAAGUCUUUUGAAAAUACGUAUUUUUACAUUUCUUGUUUUGUUUAAAACCUAGAAAAGAAACUGGCCCAUUCCUUCCCCAGAGCAAGAUGAAAUCACUCACCAUUUUCUCCAGACCCCGAAGGACACGGACAAGGACAUCUCCCAGCUGACAUCAGAGUUUCCCAUCAUAUAUUUUAAAAUAUUGAACCUGAUUCUUUGUGGGUAAAUUCCUCCAGAAAGAAUUUAGCAAUGUAUUCACAGUUACAUACUUAUUUUGUCGGGGUUUCUGUAGCUUGGUAAAAUGUUUCAGUGCUCGUAGUAGUCGUGCAAUAAUGGUUAUGGCCUGUUUCUAAAAUAAUUUAAAUGCAGUGCCCCUGUUUUGUUGUCCAAGAGAUGGUUAUUUAUCUUGCUUUAAUAGUUUUCCUAGGAAUCAUUUUGUUACUAUGUAUUGGUGAGUUAUACCCAUUUUAUUUAUUUAGAAAAAUAGUAUGUCUGUAAUGAGUUAUUUGGUGGCAGUGUAUUUUGCUGCAAGAAAUAAAGAGGAUAUGCUAGAAGGAGGUUUUAGCUGGACAAUUUGUAACUUGUUCUAAUUGGAGGGAAAAUACCCUAUUCUUUAGAAGUAUUUUUUUUUUUUUGCAUCCUGUAGUAUUGAUUAUACACAGAGGAGUAGAUUUCUUUGAGAUGACAUGUGCUAAAAUAAUAUUGUCCCUUCUUUCCAAUGUUUUAUUUUUAAUUAAAAACAAAAGGUGCCAUGAAAUGAAAAGAGGAGACUCAUUAGAAGGAGAGUAGCAGAGGAAGGCAUUAUUGUCAGCAAGUGUCCACUUUCCAAAGUCCGAUUGACUUUCUGAGGUACAAAGACCAAGAAAAGAUAUAUUUCUGAACUUUUCUUACUAAGAGCAAAUAUAAGAGGAAAUCCUUGGAAUAAAAACUACAAAUACAUUUGUGGAGAGAAGGUGAAUAUUUGUAGCGAAUAAUUGAACUUCCUAAAUUCUCGGCUCACUCCCCAAAAGGUCUCUUGUGCACGCGGAGACAGAAGCCCAGUCUUGGGGGCUGUGCGUACCCAGGACUCGACCCCUGAAGACGCGGCAGGUGCCUGGCUCCGUGGUCCAGCCCAGAGGAGGAGCCCUGACCGCCAACCACGCGUGCGCAGGCGCGUCUGCGGUGCUGGGAAGGUGGCGGCUGGAAGGUCAAUGGUGAUGGUUUGUUUUCAUUCGGUCUCAAUUUGUUAAAUGCUACUCAAGUCAGUACUUUAAACACGCCUAUUAUAUAGCAAUUUAUGAAUAUUAAGAUACCUCAUUGAAUCUCUAAAUUUGAAAACAUUAGCUCAGUCAGCUGCAUAAGAAUCCAUGCCUUUUCCAGGGAAGGAGUGUAUUGAGACAUAAAAACCAAUUUUAAAUUUAUUUCAUUUCUAACCUCAUCAAACCAAAGGCACAGAUUUGGGUACAGUGUAUCCACUGAAUAUAUGUACUAGGAAAAGUUGAUGCCGAGGAAGCAGGAGGAGGUGAAGGCUCUAAUGGCUGUGUAAGCCAGGAUUUCACAGGUGAGUCUUUCCCCCCAUGUCCAUUGCUCCCUGGUUGAGUGUCCCAUGAGGACCUGCAAAAACAUGUUUAUUCACAUUGUAGUCAUCUUGACCCUGGGGUCAAGCUUGCUCUGCCACAGGAUUGGAGGAUGACCUUGGGCCUCCAUUUGUCCAUCUAUAAAAUGAAAGGAAUUUGUCCAUCUGUAAAAUGAAAGGAAUGACCUGGGCAAAAUUCUAAACUGUCCAGCUCUGACAGCCUGACGGCUCAAAAUGCGACCGUUUCCUCAUUCUACUUUACAACCCUGGCAGGUGUGUUUCGAAAUAAUUCUUUUUGUAGAGAAACAUUUCUUUUCCAGCAUGGAUGAGCUAUCUAGUGAACGUAAACCAGUGCAUUUAAAAUACUGUUUAGCAGGUUCACCUCUAGAAACAAACGCAUUUGAAGUCAUGUUCUCGUAAAAUUACACCAAAGCUACAGUUCCAAAUGAGACAGGAGCCUGCCAUGAGUGCGCUCUGCUCAUGCACACCCUUGAGAACAGCCCUAAAAUAAGUCACCAUUUGCCCCAAAAAAGCCAUAGAGUGGGUUGAAAAAAAACAAAGGAGUACACGCCCAGGCUGCUUUGAGUCCUCGAGUGUGUUCAACAGUGUCACACUGUCCUCAAGUUGAAAAGAUUGAAAGGACCCCAUCGCGUCCCUGUGCAGGCCGUCCGUCCCCUGGCCUAGUCAAUAGUUGUGAACAAAGGUAGUGAGACAAAGUGUGUCAAAAAUGCUGGAUGAGUUCCUGGGAUUUGGUAACAGCACACAGCUCCGAUCUCACCAUUUGUGUAUUUCCUUAGCUCCGGCCGAUAAAACUCUGAAGGGUUGUGGCUUAUUCUGUUUUCAUUUCUUUGGCUUUGUGCAAUUUUCUUGUAACUUGUACCAGUAUUUUCUGUUUACAAGGUCUUUUAAGGAGGAGGGGUAGGGUUCUAAGAUCUCGUUGUUGUAGAUAAAUUUUAUUUCGUGUUGUAGAAAAGCAUGGGUUCUGCGUUUGACUGAAAAAGGCACUGUAUUAUUUACCAAAGGGGUAUUGUUUUCGCAUUUGUUUAUAAAUGCGUUAUUUUGGUACUGUAAAUUUGGACAUAAUUUCUGAGUUUAUUACUACUGGCAUUUUCCUUUUCCUUUUUUUUUUUUUUAAACUGUAAGUGCACGAUGCAGGUGCACAGGUCCCAGACCAAACCAGACCACCAGCGUGUUCUUAUCCAAACCCUGGGAAUCGCGCGCUGCUCCGUGCGUCUCAGUCCCUGCAGUGUUGGUUUGUUUUUCAGUUUUCAGCAUCCUGCUUUGUUUUAUUUUCCAGGCAAGAUCUGUUGAGAUUCCCACUUGCAUUCUAACGAGCUCACCCUUAUUUGCCUUUCUUCUUAUGUAUUUUGUGUAUUAGAUUGUGCGGGAGGUAUUCUAGAAGGCAUUAAUGGUUUGCAUUCAAAAUGAUGUGGUUUGUCCAAAUUAUUUUCUGUCUUUAUUACUGAGAUGGGUUAAUCUCCCUAUUUUUUUCUCUUGAUGAUUUGAAGUUGUAAAAGUUGUCCAGCUAUUGCUUAAUAAAAUUUUGCAGAUCAAAAAAAAAACUACUUGUGUGCAGAA
Suricata suricatta (meerkat) is the source of this 11018-nucleotide messenger RNA. RefSeq names its product TUB like protein 4 (gene TULP4). The record is from RefSeq and is a predicted model, not a curated record. NCBI's taxonomy places the organism in Eukaryota, Metazoa, Chordata, Mammalia, Carnivora, Herpestidae. The transcript has 15 exons. The coding region runs from base 1956 to 6395 and encodes 1479 amino acids. Gene Ontology annotation, molecular function: protein binding.